Messenger RNA from Procambarus clarkii (red swamp crayfish), 3148 nucleotides. The record is from RefSeq and is a predicted model, not a curated record. NCBI's taxonomy places the organism in Eukaryota, Metazoa, Arthropoda, Malacostraca, Decapoda, Cambaridae.
AGUAUAAAUGGGGUAGAAGUUUGUGGUGAAAGAGGCGGGAGAAGUGUAAAGUGUGGGGGAGAGACGCAUGUACGCACACACGGGAGGCCAGUGUUGCCGCUCCUCGCCGCCGCUCCUCGCCGCCCACAAUUGAUUAAAAAUUUCCCCUGAUUCUGACCCCUUAAUGCUCAUUAUUCCUCGCUUCUUCUCCAUACUUAAAGUCGCUUAUCUUGUUAUAACAUCUCAAGACGUAACCUAUUUCUUGGGGGAUGUUUGGCUCUGGUGUGUUAAAGUGUAGCCAAGAUUAAAACUUCAAAUAGCGACUGGUUCUCCACGGCUGCCAACUAUUAUAUAAUAUAAGUGACACAAAGUCAGUAUUUGAUGAAUGAUGCUUCACCUUCACAAAAAAAUGAAGUCCCGGGCGAGAUUCAACUUGUAUAAUAAUAUAUGGAAGAUGUCUUGAAGCAAGAAUAUAAUCCAAAGAGUGUGUAAAACACAGGAAGAGCAUGAGGAGUGACAAGGUGCCACUGAGCUGAAUGUGAGCGAGGAGACCUGCUCCACUCGGCCACGACACAUAACAACAGCAGGUCUUAUGCUCGUCACCAUGGAUCGCCUCAACUCUAGCCAACUUGCGUACAUGAGAGAUGAGUGUGAUUAUUCCCUGAAGAUGUAUACAGGCGCCGAGAACAAUAAAGAAACGCAACACAUCACUCCGCACAUUGCAGCUCACAAAUCCUCACUGACGCCUACUUCUUCAGCUUCUUCCCUGUCUUCUGUGGCACUGUCUGGGUUUGGUAGUCCACAAGACCUGGCUCAUCCACACUUAUCUUCUCAUAAAAUAGGAUUGAGUGGUCACAUCCCUACCUACAGAGCUGGCAUACAUGUGCCUCACCAGUCUGUAGUGAAGGGUGUUGACCACGAUGGACCCUUGCUGUUGCCUCGGUAUGCUCACACUAACCUUUCAACCCACUUCUCCAAAAGUGCCCCACAAGAUUUGUCAGCACAUUCUACAGCAGGUGCAAAUAAAGCAGUUCCUCUGGAGUUGACACCUCACACAUCUCACCACAAACCACUGUCUCACAUUCAGCCAGCUGUGAGCCAAGGUAUGAGCAGUAAUCCAGCUGGGACACUUAUGCCAGCACAUCAGGCUGACAGAGGCUCCGCAUAUUAUCGUGUUCCAGAUUCCGUUAUAAACGUCCAGGGCCCGUCUGCUGUGUUGGUAUCUUCUGUUGGAGGGGACGGGGGUGUUUCAGGUACCCAUCCUAAUGCUCAGACCAGUACAUUAGUACAUUCACAGUCCAAUUUGCAAGCACAAAGUUCUGCUACAAACCUGACAACCAUGCCGGGAGUUUCUUUGUCAGCAACUGUAUCACUGCCAGGAGGUUUAAACCCAACCAUAGUUACAUCAGUGUCACAGAGUUCCAUGCAACCAGUUGAGUGUCUUAUGACUCCUAUUGUGUCAUCUGCUUGUGGGAUGCCUCAGGCAGAUGUUAAAAAAGAGAAAAAUGAACGGUACGAAGAAAUGAAAAUGUCUGCUGGUCAAGGAGGUGAUGGAUCCCAACACACAGUUGGGCCACAAAGAGACCUUGUACGUCAAGCACUCCAGGCAGUUGUCACACAUCCUCAACACAAAACUGGUAAUGACCAAGAAGUAAUUGAAUACAACUACACUGCUGGUGAUAUUGCAGAACUGCUGAUGAUGAACAUACAGGUAAAUGCUUCACUCCAGGCAAUGAACAAGAAUACUGUUCCACCAGACACUGAUCCUGGACAAGUGGUUGUUCUACAGCCAGCAGCUGUUGAUGAAACCAAUAGCCUGCAGUCAGAACCAGAAACCCCGAAGCGACGGCGGCCCAGGCUGUCGGAUGAGGCCCAAGUUGAGCGUCGAAUUAGAAUUGCUCUGCGCAUGAGGGAAAAACGAGCUGGAGAAUCAGACGAGCAGAAAAGAUUACGUCGGAUUAGAGAGGCAGAGCGAAUGAGACGUAAAAGAUCAAGUGAGGACGAUUCACAAAAGUUAAGAAGACGACAAGAAGCGGCUAUUCGUGCAAGAAAUCGGCGUGCUUCUAUGUCCCCAGAAGAGCGACUGGUUGACAGGCAGAAAGCUGCAGACCGCAUGAGAUUAAGACGUGCCACGGAAAGUGAUGAACAAAAGGCUGUACGUCGCAUGAAGGCAGCAGAACGAAUGAGGAAAAGAAGAGCAAGUGAAACUGCAGAACAACGUGCUGUAAGGCGACAAAAUAUUGCUCUUAGAAUGAAAGCACGACGUAGGCGAAAAGAUGAAGAGGGUGUAAAUGGUGAAGAGUCAGAAAUUGUGACUCGUAAUUUAAGAACUAGAUUAGUCAAGACUGAAAUUAUUGGGAACAAUGCAGUGCACGAGGGAAGUUCAGAACCCAUUGCAAAUACGAACACUGACCAAGCAACACACAUUUCCCCUUCCCAGCUUGUUACGCCUACGUCGCACAUUCUUGUACCUUCAAGUAUAGGUGUGGGUGGAAGUAUUGCUCUACUGCAUGUGGAUCCCACAUGCAGCAUGUCAUUAGGACAUGGAACGCCUGGGCUGUCCAAUGUAGAUAUGACCCAACUGACUCAACCUUUGCCUCUGCAUAAAUCCGUCACUACAUCACAAAACCAGGAAAUGCCUGAGCCAUUAUCACUUCAAAAGCAGGUGGUGAGCCAGCAAUCAUCCCCAACUGCUACGCCAACACCAGUAUCCACAACACACACUAAUAUGACCACCAGUUUGCAUAGUUCACACGAGCCUCUUCCACUUCAUAAAGGAACAAAUUAUCACCAUCAUUUACCACAUCUCCUUCAUUACCACCAACACCACACAAGUUCCCUACAGCAGCAGCAGAAUUCUCACCAACACUUACAGCAGCGGCAUCACCAAUAAUAAACUAGUAUGUUGGUGUUGAGGUAUGAUAGGUCUCAUUUGAUUAAAGGCACUUACAUUUUUCAUGCAAAUCUAUGGUACCAACAUGGUUCUUGUGAAUUUGAGACAUUACAAAAAUAUGGAGUGCCGAAAUAUUUCCUGUGAAGCUAAGACGUUGUCAGUUUACUCGGGACUCGGAGGCGUUGACGGGUUAUAUUUAAAUCCAGUGUUUUAAUCUUAAGUUAAGCAAAUGACAUAUUAUGAAUAUGUAAAUAUUGUUAUAAAUUUUUUUAACUA